Molecule: messenger RNA, 459 nt
Organism: Cetraspora pellucida
Lineage: Eukaryota; Fungi; Glomeromycota; Glomeromycetes; Diversisporales; Gigasporaceae
Source: the annotation of a GenBank genome assembly
AUGAAUAAAGCAAGCUUCCCUGGACGCAAGUACCCGACUUCGGGCACCAAAGUUUCACCUAAAACCCAGUGUCAAAAAUGCCUUGAAUACGGUCAUUGGACCUAUGAGUGCAAGAAUGAACGAGUGUACAAAGCUCGUCCGACCAGAACUCAACAACUUACAAAACCACUAAAACCGAUAUCUGUUGAGCUUCCGGACGAAUUGGGGAUAAAAAAGGAUGUGCCGGAAAAAUUGGAGAAACCAGAUGAUAUAAAAGAAAGUAAAAGAAAAAAACGUCGAAAAACAGACGAAAGCGGAGAUAGUUCUUCGACUGGAUCAUCAAGUCUUAAUUCAAACUCGGACAAUGAUAGUGGAUCAAAUUCGAGUUCUUCCGAAUCAUCAAAUUCUUCAUCACGAAGUGAUAGUUCAGAUUCUUCGGUAGCUUCUUACAACAGAAAAAGAAAACGUAGGGGACAUUAA